AUGUCUCUGAACCGAGUCCAUACAACAGACACGGAGCAGUCUGCAGAGUACUCUGUGGAGUACUCACUGCAGGCUCCCAGUGACCCGGGUCGGACGCGGGAGGUGACCGUGCUCCGGUCGAGCUGCUGCCGCUGCCUGCCGCGCGCAGUGCGCCUCACCUUCACGCCCGAGUCACUGGAGAGACUUUACCAGAGCUACUUCCGCCGCCAGAGACAAGAGAACCUGCUGGUGCUGGCGAUGUUUGCCGCGCUUUUCAACAGCUUCAUCAUCAUCAUGUGUGCGGUGGUGUACACUGAGGACAAACUGGCGAUGGUGGUGGUCGCAGCUGUGGGACUGGCCGCGGACAUUGUCCUCUACCUGCUGUGCUGGUUGCAGAAGCUUCCUGCUUCACCUGUGUUACGCGGAGCGGUACCGUACGUACUGUGGCUGAUGAUCACAAUCCACGUUUUAUGUUACAUGGGGCUGAACAACGAGCGUUUCCCUCAUGCCAGUGACUCAGUGGGAUGGCAGGCCUUCUUCAGUUUCUCCAGCUUCCUGACACUGCCACUGAACCUGGUGCCUCUCCUGCUGCUCACUGCCCUCUCCUCUGGGAUACACACCCUGGUUUUGGGGGUGAUUGUUGCUCAAAGGUUUGAUGCCAACCUGCAAGGGCCCAUGCUGGUGAGACAGCUUUUGGCCAACAACAUGCUGUACCUGUGUGCGGCCAUAGUGGGUGUGAUGUCCUACUACAUGGCGGACAGGAAGUACAGAACAGCUUUUCUGGAAGCGCGCCAGUCACUAGAGGUCAAACUCACCCUGGAGGAGCAGAGUACUCAGCAGGAGGAAUUAUUACUGUCUAUCCUGCCCAAACACAUCGCUGAUGAGAUGCUGCAGGGCAUGAAGAACGAGGCCAAUCAGAAAGAAGUCCAGCAGCAGCAGUUCAACACUAUGUACAUGUACCGCCAUGAAAACGUCAGUAUCCUGUUUGCUGACAUUGUGGGCUUCACCCAGCUGUCCUCAGCCUGUAGUGCCCAGGAGCUCGUGAAGCUGCUCAAUGAACUGUUUGCACGUUUUGAUAAACUGGCAGCACAACAUCACCAACUGAGGAUUAAGAUUCUUGGCGACUGUUACUAUUGUAUCUGUGGUCUUCCUGACUUCAGAGAGGACCACGCAGCCUGCUCCAUAAUGAUGGGCCUUGCCAUGGUGGAAGCCAUCUCGUAUGUGCGAGACAAGACAAAAACUGACGUGGACAUGCGCGUGGGCGUCCACACGGGCACGGUGCUGGGAGGAGUGCUCGGCCAGAAGAGGUGGCAGUUUGACGUUUGGUCCACAGACGUCACUGUAGCCAAUAAGAUGGAGUCUGGAGGGAUUCCUGGGAGAGUGCAUAUUUCCCAGACCACCAAGGACAGUCUGCACGGAGAAUUUGAACUGGAGCCGGGGAAUGGCGGAGAGAGGUGCGAGUACCUGCUGGAGAAAGGCAUCGACACUUACUUGGUUCUGGUGUCUGAGGUGGCGAAUGGGCUCAGUGGAAACAAACCCAGCACACUGACUAACAGAAAUUCAAACAACUUGAUCAACACUACAGCAACCAAUGGGAAUGUGGCCUCACCCCAGUCCACGCCCACUGAGUCUAAACAGGAGAGGAAUAAAAUGGUUGAGGAGCAAGUGAUCAACAGGCGACUGCAGCAGGAGCUGCUGGAGAGAGAAACUCAGCAAAUAAUGAAGGAUCAUCAGAUCAACCCUGUGUCGUUGUGUUUUGUGGAUGGAAAGUUGGAGGAGCAUUACUCCUCCGAGAAGGAGAGGCGAAGUGGAGCGGCCUUCUGCUGCUGCAUGAUAGUGCUCUUUUUCAUCACAGCAAUGCAGGUGUUCAUAGACCCACUGUUGGGUGUGAACUAUGUGACUCUGGCAAUAGGAGAGGUUUUGUUGCUAAUCCUCACAGUGUGCUCUCUGGCUGCCAUCUUUCCCAGGAUGUUCUCCAAGAGGUUGGUGUCUUUCUCAAUUUGGAUCGAUCGCACGCGCUGGGCAAGAAACACAUGGGCCAUGGCAGCAAUAUUUGUUCUUACCAUGGCUGUGAUCGCUGACAUGCUAAGUUGUGCUCCACCAUCCCUCCGGGUCUUUAACAGCACCUCUGGCCCUGUCUUGGAGUCAUUUGGUGACCAAGGCUGUGUCGAAAACCCAAAGCACUACAGCUUCAUGGCUGUGAUGUCACUCAUCGCAGCCGCCAUGUUGGUACAGGUCAGCCAUCUGAUUAAACUGGGCCUCAUGGUGCUGGUUGUGACAGCAACUGGAGCUGUUAACAUCUACAGCUGGCGGGACAUUUAUGACCUGUAUGACUAUAUACAGUUCGCCUCCUACAGAACAUCUACAGUUCCAUCAAAGUACCUCAUGACCAUUAUGAUUAUCAUCAUGAUGAUCGGCUUCUACUUCUUCGGACGCCAUCUGGAGUGUCAGUCCAGGAAGCUGUUCCUGUGGAAGAUUGGCGUCCAUGACCAGAAGGAGAGAGUGUUUGAGAUGAGACGCUGGAACGAAGCUCUGGUCACCAACAUGCUGCCUGAACAUGUGGCCAAACACUUUCUGGGCUCUAAGAAGAGAGAUGAGGAGCUGUACAGCCAGUCCUACGAUGAAAUAGGUGUGAUGUUCGCUUCCAUCCCCAACUUUUCUGACUUCUACACUGAAGAGAGCAUCAACAACGGAGGGCUUGAGUGUCUCAGGAUUCUCAAUGAGAUAAUCUCCGACUUUGACAGCCUGCUCGACAGGGACGAGUUCCGCUGCAUCACUAAGAUCAAGACGAUAGGAAGCACCUACAUGGCUGCAUCAGGACUCACCCCAGAGAGCAACACCAAUGGAUACAGCAACCUCAAGCCAGAGGACCAGUCACAGAUUGAGCGCUGGCAGCACAUCUCUGCCCUGGCGGACUUUGCCUUGGCAAUGAAAGUCACCCUCAACAACCUCAACAAACAGUCCUUCAACAACUUCAUGCUCCGAAUCGGUCUGAAUAAGGGAGGAGUUCUGGCUGGAGUGAUUGGAGCUCGUAAACCUCACUAUGACAUCUGGGGCAACACAGUCAAUGUCGCCAGCAGAAUGGAGUCCACUGGAGUGAUGGGAAACAUCCAGGUGGUGGAGGACUGCUAUGACAUCCUUAAGCAGUAUGGCUUCCGUUUUAUCCGAAGAGGGCCCAUAUUUGUCAAAGGGAAAGGGGAGCUGCUAACUUUCUUCAUGAAGGGCAAAGACAAACCCAGUAGCAAUGGCGGUCCAGUGACCACUGCCCUUCCACACCAAGUUGGGGACCUUUCUUGA
Messenger RNA from Seriola dumerili (greater amberjack), 3276 nucleotides. Its product is annotated as adenylate cyclase type 3-like. Gene Ontology annotation, molecular function: adenylate cyclase activity. The record is from RefSeq and is a predicted model, not a curated record. Lineage: Eukaryota; Metazoa; Chordata; Actinopteri; Carangiformes; Carangidae. The transcript has 20 exons. Bases 1 to 3276 code for a protein of 1091 amino acids. Gene Ontology annotation, cellular component: plasma membrane. Gene Ontology annotation, biological process: adenylate cyclase-activating G protein-coupled receptor signaling pathway; intracellular signal transduction; cAMP biosynthetic process.